Messenger RNA from Laetiporus sulphureus 93-53, 2013 nucleotides. RefSeq names its product cytochrome P450. The record is from RefSeq and is a predicted model, not a curated record. The transcript is spliced from 14 exons. The coding region runs from base 213 to 1775 and encodes 520 amino acids. Gene Ontology annotation, molecular function: monooxygenase activity; iron ion binding; oxidoreductase activity, acting on paired donors, with incorporation or reduction of molecular oxygen. NCBI's taxonomy places the organism in Eukaryota, Fungi, Basidiomycota, Agaricomycetes, Polyporales, Laetiporaceae.
UAGAGAACGCUACUCAGCGUCACGGAUAUGCUUCUCGUAUCCGAUAGACGCCUCCUAGCGGUUCAACAUCGAUGCCCAUGGUUGGUCAGAUAUGGCACCACCAGCGGACCGGGGUCAUUCCUAUCAUCUCCGCGCCUAUGGUCCGGCCCUUGGUCCAGACUCCAGUAUAAAGAGGCUCUUGACAGUCCUCCAAGUCAUCUCAUUACGAAACGAUGACUACCCUCCUUUCGACGCCAUCUGUGAGUCCGGUGCUCAUAUGUGUCGUGCUGCUCUGUCUGGCACUCCUCCGCUCUUGGGUACGAGCGAAAGGCCGACACCUGCCUCCUGGCCCGAAGCGACUUCCUAUUAUCGGCAAUGCCCUUCAGGUACCGCUCGAAUGCCAGGAGCUUACUUUUGCCGAAUGGGGCAGCAGAUUCGGGGAUGUCAUCUAUGCACGCUUGUUUCAGAAACACGUCAUUGUGCUCAACUCCGUGCAUGCUGCUCGUGAGUUGUUGGAGAAACGUGGUGCGAUAUAUUCAGAUAGGCCUCGCUUCGUCAUGUUUGCCGAACUAAUCAAGGCAUUUCACCCGAAUAUGAGUCUCAUGAACUACGGCGAUGCUUGGCGUCAACAGCGGAAGUGGUUCCAGACGACCAUCUCAACCAGGACUGCGCUAGACAGCUUCCAGCCAGUUCAGCAGCGAGAAGUGGUGCAGUUCCUUUCCGAGCUGCUUCGAACACCUCAAGACUUCGCGUCGCACAUUAAGAGGUUUACGGCCGGCAUCUUAUUCGAGAUCAGCUACGGACAUACCGUCACGUCCAAUGAUGACGAUCUGGUGGUUAAGGCAGACGAAACCAUAACGGGAAUUCUUGAAGCCGGCGGAGCCGGCUCGACUUUGGUCGACUUCGCUCCAAUAUUGCAGUAUAUUCCAGCGUGGCUGCCAGGUGCGGGAUUCAAACGCAAUGCCUUGAAGCUGAGGCGGUCGGCAUUUGAAGCCAUGAACGUCCCGUUCAUGAGGGUAAAGGAGGAGAUGGCAUGUGGCGUUGCGAAACCGUCGUAUGUGAGCAGACUGCUCGAGGAAACAUCCAACAGUCCUACCCGUGUCGAGAGCGAAAAUAUAAUCAGGGCAGGCGCAGCCCUUAUGUAUGAAGCUGGCAUCGAUACCACCGCUACGACGAUCACGUCAUUUUUCUUAGCCAUGACUUUGUUCCCCGAUGUCUAUCGGAAGGCUCAGGCAGAGAUGGAUACAGUCGUCAGUCGUUCACGGCUCCCAACCCAUGCUGACAGACCCUCGCUGCCCUACCUGGAGAGCGUGUUGAAGGAGACGUUCCGUUGGACCACUCCCGUUCCUCUUGGACUGCCUCAUCAAGUCACUGGUGAUGAUGAAUAUCGCGGAUACUACAUUCCUGGAGGAUCUAUGAUCAUAGCGAACAUUUGGGGUAUGAGCCGAGACCCGGGUAUGUUUCCUGCGCCAGAGGUUUUUGACCCAGACCGCUUUUGCAAGACUGUCGAGGAUAGGGAAGGUGUACUCGAUCCUUCUACAUUUGUGUUUGGGUUUGGACGGAGGGUCUGCCCUGGCCGCAUGCUCGCCGACUCGAGUGUCUGGCUAAUUGCAGCGAAUUUAGUAGCGACCAUGGAUAUCGGAAGGGAACGAGAUGAAGCAGGACGGGAGGUCAUCCCUGUCCCAGAGUUCGUACCCGGGACUGUAAGGCACCCGAAGCCGUUCCUCUGUAGCAUCAAACCUCGACACAGCAAGGUGUCUCAGCUGAUCUCCCAAGUCAGCAUUGACAGCAAGUGACGAAUCGAGAGCAGAAUUGUAGGGCUUUUACGUACCUGUUGAAAGGCUAUUAGUUCGAAUUGUAGGAAUAUAUCUCGCGAUCAGGCGCGCCCUGGACGCGAACGUUUGGUCGCGCGGAACCUAUGAUUUUCCUCGUCCCUUCUGUUGCUCCUGGACGUCUUGAAUGCAUUGAAAUCUGAUGUCACUUGCCUCGUUCACUACAUGUUUUUCACGUCGAUAUGAUGUAUUUGGCGCAGCG